Cebus imitator (Panamanian white-faced capuchin) is the source of this 1794-nucleotide messenger RNA. It is a transcript of the gene ZNF480, whose product is annotated as zinc finger protein 480. The record is from RefSeq and is a predicted model, not a curated record. The transcript is spliced from 5 exons. Gene Ontology annotation, biological process: negative regulation of transcription by RNA polymerase II. The coding region runs from base 92 to 1699 and encodes 535 amino acids. Gene Ontology annotation, molecular function: DNA-binding transcription repressor activity, RNA polymerase II-specific. Lineage: Eukaryota; Metazoa; Chordata; Mammalia; Primates; Cebidae.
CCCUUCGCUGCGCGCGCAGUUUCCCACACACCCGGAAGCGGAUCGCGUGGAGUGAAGGUCACGCCGGGGCGCGACUGACUGCUGAAGUGUCAUGCUGUGUGAUAAAAAAGCCCAGAAGAGAAGGAAGAGGAAAGCAAAGGAGUCAGGGAUGGCUCUUCCUCAGGGACACUUGACAUUCACGGAUGUGGCCAUAGAAUUUUCUCAGGAGGAGUGGAAAUGCCUGGACCCUGCGCAGAGGGCUUUGUACAAGGAUGUGAUGCUGGAGAACUACAGGAACCUGGUCUCCCUGGGAAUCUCUCUUCCUGACCUGAAUAUUAACUCCAUGUUGGAACAAAGGAGGGAGCUCUGGUCUGGUGAGAGUGAAGUGAAAAUAGCAAAAAGUUCAGACAGGAGGGAAUGCAUCAAAGUUGUAAACAGAGGGAGCAGCUGUGCACUGGGAGGCAACGCAGAAAACAAACAAAUUAAAACACAGCUUGGAGUAUCCUUUCACUUACAUCUGUCCGAACUGGAGCUAUUUCCAGAUGAAAGGGUAGUAAAUGGAUGUAAUCAAGUUGAAAACUUUAUCAACCACAGUUCCUCUGUUUCAUCUCUUCAAGAAAUUUCUUCCAGUGUCAAAACCCCUGUUUUUAAUAGGAAUGAUUUUGAUGAUUCUUCAUUACUCCUGCAAGAACAGAAAGUACACAUUAGUGAAAAACCUUAUGAAUGCAAUGAGCAUAGCAAAGUCUUUAGACUGUCUUCCAGCCUGACUAACCAUCAAGUAAUCCAUACCACAGAGAAACCUUACAAAUGUAAUGAAUGUGGCAAGGUCUUUAGUCGUAAUUCACACCUUGCAGAGCAUUGGAGAAUUCAUACUGGAGAGAAGCCUUAUAAAUGUAAUGACUGUGGCAAAGUUUUUAGUUACAAUUCAAACUUUGCACGACAUCAAAGAAUUCAUAUCAGAGAGAAGCCUUAUGAAUGUAAUGAAUGUGGUAAAGUCUUCAGCAAUAAUUCUUACCUUGCACGGCAUCAAAGAAUUCAUGCUGAAGAGAAACCUUACAAAUGUAAUGAAUGUGGUAAGGGCUUCAGUCAUAAGUCAUCUCUAGCAAAUCAUUGGAGAAUUUAUACUGGAGAGAAGCCUUACAAAUGUGAUGAAUGUGGCAAGGCCUUCUAUAGAAUUGCACUCCUUGUACGACAUCAGAAAAUUCAUACUGGAGAAAAACCUUACAAAUGUAACGAAUGUGGUAAGGUCUUUAUUCAAAAUUCACACCUAGCACAACACUGGAGAAUUCAUACGGGAGAGAAACCUUACAAAUGUAAUGAAUGUGGAAAACUAUUUAAUCAACUUUCAAAUCUUGCACGACAUCGAAGAAUUCACACCGGAGAGAAGCCUUACAAAUGUAAUGAAUGUGGUAAAGCAUUUAGUGAGUAUUCGGGCCUUACAGCCCAUCUUGUAAUCCACACCGGAGAGAAGCCUUACAAAUGUAAUGAAUGCAGCAAGGCAUUCAGACACAAGUUAUCCUUAACCAAUCAUCAGAGAAUUCAUACUGGUGAAAGACCUUAUAAAUGUAAUGAGUGUGGCAAGGUUUUCAAUCGGAUUGCACACCUUGCACGACAUCGGAAAACUCAUACGGGAGAGAAACCUUACAAAUGUAAUGAGUGUGAUAAGGCCUUCACCCGCAUUUCAUACCUAGCACAACAUUGGACGGUUCACAUGGGAUAGAAACUACACAUGUAAUAAAUAUGUCAAAGAAUUUAGUGUGCACUCAAGCCUUGCUACCCAUCUGUUAUUCCAUACUGCAAAGAAAUUUGCAAAUG